Messenger RNA from Gorilla gorilla gorilla (western lowland gorilla), 1765 nucleotides. It is a transcript of the gene DHRS1, whose product is annotated as dehydrogenase/reductase 1. Lineage: Eukaryota; Metazoa; Chordata; Mammalia; Primates; Hominidae. The record is from RefSeq and is a predicted model, not a curated record. The coding region runs from base 562 to 1503 and encodes 313 amino acids. The transcript has 9 exons.
AGGUGCGGGUGCGAAUCUGAAGCCGGCUCCGAGCGCCCAUCCGGAGGCGGCCAGGGUUGCCGCUUACGGCCUGGUAAGGGGCGCCCCGACCCCUUGGCCCCGUGCCCCCGUUUGCCACCAGCUGGGAACCGGCGCCCCACCUUGUGUGGAGAGCGCGGACCCAGCCCCAUGUGUGCUUCGCGACCUGUCCGGCUGCAAAAGCUUCCUUAACUGCGGACGGACCUUCGACGUCGCCAAGAGUGCGCCUUAUCCAGAUAAAGUUUAGAAACGCGGACGCGCUCCUGACGCAGCUACUACGUCAUAGUUCCGCGCGGCCCCAGCCGGGCGGGGUGGGUGUGUCACCCAGAUCGCUCCGCCCCCAUCCGCAGGUUCUAACUUUGGCCCGGGACUCUGCCCCUCGACCCCAGCACAGAAUCGCCCCGGGUCCCACUGCAGAAUCAAUCCUUGAACACUGCCUCCACGUCGCCGGCUCAAUCUGGGCCAGAACCCAGACUUCCACCGCAGCACCGCAAUCUGCAGACCUCAGCGGCAGCGCAGACCUUCCUCCUUUGCCUGUGAGUCAUGGCAGCUCCCAUGAAUGGCCAAGUGUGUGUGGUGACUGGUGCCUCCAGGGGUAUUGGCCGUGGCAUUGCCUUGCAGCUCUGCAAAGCAGGCGCCACAGUUUACAUCACUGGCCGCCAUCUGGACACCCUUCGCGUUGUUGCUCAGGAGGCACAAUCCCUUGGGGGCCGAUGUGUGCCUGUGGUGUGCGAUUCAAGCCAGGAGAGUGAAGUGCGAAGCCUGUUUGAGCAAGUGGAUCGGGAACAGCAAGGGCGUCUAGAUGUGCUGGUCAACAACGCUUAUGCAGGGGUCCAGACGAUCCUGAACACCAGGAAUAAGGCAUUCUGGGAAACCCCUGCCUCCAUGUGGGAUGAUAUCAACAACGUCGGACUCAGAGGCCACUACUUUUGCUCAGUGUAUGGGGCACGGCUGAUGGUACCAGCUGGCCGGGGGCUCAUCGUGGUCAUCUCCUCCCCAGGAAGCCUGCAGUAUAUGUUCAAUGUCCCCUAUGGUGUGGGCAAAGCUGCGUGUGACAAGCUGGCUGCUGACUGUGCCCACGAGCUGCGGCGCCAUGGGGUCAGCUGUGUGUCUCUGUGGCCGGGGAUUGUGCAGACAGAACUGCUGAAGGAGCAUAUGGCAAAGGAGGAGGUCCUGCAGGAUCCUGUGUUGAAGCAGUUCAAAUCAGCCUUCUCAUCUGCGGAAACCACAGAAUUGAGUGGCAAAUGUGUGGUGGCUUUGGCAACAGAUCCCAAUAUCCUGAGCCUGAGUGGUAAGGUGCUGCCAUCCUGUGACCUUGCUCGACGCUAUGGCCUUCGGGAUGUGGACGGCCGCCCCGUCCAAGACUAUUUGUCUUUGAGCUCUGUUCUCUCACACGUGUCCGGCCUGGGCUGGCUGGCCUCCUACUUGCCCUCCUUCCUCCGUGUGCCCAAGUGGAUUAUUGCCCUCUACACUAGCAAGUUCUAACCCUCCUGGUCUGACACCAUGUCUCUGCUUGUCUUCUCAUUUGGGCUUGGUGGUUCGUCCUAUCUCAAUGAAACAGCAGCCUUUCUUGCUUACCCAUACCCUUGAUAUGAAGAGAAGCCCCUCUGCUGUGUGUCCGUAGUGAGUUCUGGGGUGCGCCUAGGUCCUUUCUUUGUGCCUUGGUUUUCCUUGUCCUUCUUUUUACUUUUUGCCUUAAUAUUGAAAAAUGCUCUUGGAGCUAAUAAAAGUCUCAUUUCUCUUUCAA